Molecule: messenger RNA, 2730 nt
Organism: Colletotrichum acutatum
Lineage: Eukaryota; Fungi; Ascomycota; Sordariomycetes; Glomerellales; Glomerellaceae
Exons: 2
Coding region: 461-2605 (714 amino acids)
Biological process (GO): transmembrane transport; fungal-type cell wall biogenesis
Cellular component (GO): membrane
Source: RefSeq, a predicted model, not a curated record
UUUAUUUCAUCUCUCUCGUGCCAUUCUGUAGAAAGCUGUGCUUGCUUCUUGUUAGCCUCUUACCAUUUCACAAUCCUUCGACUUCACUAGUACAAUCCAGUUGCUUGUUUCCUUUGGUCCACGACUCUCGCAAUAUAUACCCUCCCGACGCGACGACGACGACUCGAAUAGUAUCAAUCGAUUCACCAAAGAAAACUCACAACCCGGUCCCCGACGAACACGGAACCCCCCUAUCUCUCUCACCACCAAACUCGUUAUCAAAGCGUAUCAAUCUGUUACAGCAGGGAAAGGGACGGCAUCAAUCGCUGGGAGUACAGGAGAAAGAAGCACGAAGAGGCUCAAAAAGUAUAGACUUGGAUAUACCCACUAUCACACGGCUUUGGGGAAUAUUUUCGAUUCCCGACAGAACGACGAACAACGAAUUUUCUACCACAACUGUUUUUUUUGACAACAAAACAAAAUGACGCGAACUGCGCCCAACUGGGGCCCGAAGCGGCUUUUGGCCUUGGCCACCGCAUUUGCCUCAAGCACCCUCGCCGACUCAGUCCUUAAGACAAGCAGCUUCACAACCUGCGGUAACGAUACCGCUAUUACUGUCCAGAAGAUUGAUAUUCAGUACAACAACGACAACAAGACCGUCACCUUCGAUGUAGCAGGAACGAGCUCCAAGGUCCAGAACGUCACAGCCAUCUUGGAUGUCAGCGCCUAUGGCACUGCCAUCUACUCCAACACGUUCAACCCAUGCGAAGCAGGAACCUUUGUCGAGCAGCUCUGCCCUGUCCCCGCCGGCAGCUUCUCUGCCCGUGGCACUCAGAAGAUUCCUGAUGAGUAUGCCAGCAUGGUCCCGGAUAUCGCCUUCGCAGUCCCCGAUAUUGCCGCUCAGGCCAAACUUCAGCUCAAGACUCUCGACACCAACGAAGAGGUCGCCUGUAUCACGUCCCAGGUCACCAACGGUAAGACAGCCAGCGUCGCUGCCGUCUCCUACAUUGCCGCCGGUGUGGCCGGUCUCGCUCUUGUCGCCACCGGCGUGUCUGCAGUCAGCUCUGCUUUCGCUGGAGGCAGCGCCGCUCUCAGUGGUAGCGGUACUGGAGGUGCUGGUACCAUCAGCCCCAGUUUCACCGAGGUUUUCGGAUGGUUCCAGGGCAUGGCCAUGAACGGCAUGCUUUCCGUCAGCUACCCUCCUGUUUACAGCAGCUUCGUCAAGAACUUUGGUUUCUCUUGUGGCAUCAUUCCCUGGACCGACAUGCAGGUCGCCAUUGACAACUUCCGUGGUGCGACCGGCGGUGAUCUGAGCAAGGACAGCGUCGAGAUCCUCAAGAACAGCACUCUCAUUCUCGCUGACGGUUCUACCGUCGACGGUGGCAGCGCCCUCUUCAAGACCAAGCGUGCCGUCGAGACGUUCCACGCUCUUGUCCUCAGAGAGAUUGAGACCAGCGUCAACGGAACCACUAGCGGCGACUCUGACGACCCGGUCACCACUAUCAAGCAGAAGGUCCAGGGUAUCACUGCCUUUGUCAACACUCUCAGUGUCCCCAAGUCCAACACCUUCAUGACCGUUCUCCUCAUCGUCGCCAUCGUCAUUGCCGCUAUCAUUGUCGGAAUUCUCCUCGUCAAGGUCAUCCUUGAGUUCUGGGCCCUUUUCGGUAACUUCCCCAAGGGCCUCGCCGGAUUCCGUGAGCACUACUGGGGAUCCAUUGCCCGUGCCAUCACCUCGCUCAUUAUGUUGCUCUAUGGUAUCUGGGUCUUGUACUGCAUCUUCCAGUUUACCAACGGUGAUUCAUGGGCUGCCAAGGUUCUUGCCGGUGUCAGUCUUGGCAUCUUUACCGGCAUUCUUGCCUUCUUCUCUUACAAGAUUUGGAGCACUGCUCGCAAGCUGAAGCAGGCCGAGGGCGAUGUCAGCGGUCUCUACGAUGACAAGAACAACUGGAUGAAGUACAGUCUCUUCUACGAGUCCUACAAGAAGGACUACUGGUGGAUCUUCGUCCCCGUCAUCGUCUACCUGUUCGCCAAGGGUUGCAUUCUUGCCGCUGGUGAUGGCCACGGCAUGGCCCAGACCUCUGCCCAGCUCGUCGUUGAGGGUCUCAUGCUUUGCCUUUUGCUGUGGAGCCGUCCCUUUGAGCGCAAGUCCGGCAAUGUCAUCAACAUCACCAUCCAGGUCGUCCGCGUCCUCUCCGUUGCCUGCAUCCUUGUCUUUGUUGAGGAGUUUGGCAUUGCGCAGACCACCCAGACCGUCACCGGUGUCGUCUUGAUUGCCGUCCAGUCCGCUUUGACUGGUGUGCUCGCUCUUCUGAUCAUGUGGAACGCGAUCAACGCCUGCUGCAAGGAGAACCCCCACCGCAAGCGCAGAAAGGAGAUGGGUAAGUCUACUUCCACGCUUUUUGAGUAUCACCUUACUGACCCCCUUUACAGAGAAGAUGCAGCGCGACAUGGACACCCUCACUCCUCUAGACGCCCGCAACUCUCUCCUCAUGGACCGCAAGGAUCCCGAGGCCGGUACCACCUUCUCCAUGUCGAGCGUCCCCGAGAAGAAGGACCAUCGCCCAGAGUCUCCCGACCACUACAUGGGUGCCGCGGGCAACGCCCCCUACCGCCCUCUGGCGCCUAGCACGCCUUACGGCAACGCCCACCACGACCAAAGCCGCGAGAACCUCGUCCUUGGCGCGGCACCCAUCGCCGACAGGGCGCCAACACUGCCCAACGUGGGCGGCGACUUCAACCACAACCCCCACG